AUGUCUUUCUCGAAUAACAAAAAAGAGUUAACUAAUUUAACUCGAAUUGCAAAAGAUCGAAAUAUUCAAAAAUAUGAUUAUAAAAAAUUUAAAGAUAUCAAAUCAAUUGCAGUUGGAGGAUUUGGGAUUGUCAGUUGUGCCUAUUCGAAAGUUUUAGAAAAACACGUUGCAUUAAAAUGUUUGUUUGAUGAAAAUAAUAUUGAUUUUUAUAAAGCAUUUAUGAAUGAGUUACAAAAUAUUAAUGCAGUAAAUCACCACAAAAAUAUCAUUAAAUUUUAUGGAGUCAGUAUAGAUGAGUCAGCCGAGAAAUGCUACCUAGUGUUACAAUAUGCUGAAGAUGGUAAUUUACGAACUUACUUAAAAAAUAACUUUGUAAAUCUUGAUUGGAAAACUAAAAUUAGAAUGGCUCAAGACAUAACAAAUGGUUUAUGUUAUAUGCAUGAAUCAAAUAUUGUUCAUCGAGAUUUACAUUCGAAGAAUGUUUUAGUUCAUGAGGGAAGAUUAUUGAUUACAGAUUUGGGCUUAUCUAAAAGAUUAGAUGCCAAUUCUAAUUCCUUUGCAGGAGGAACGUGUGCGUACUCGGAUCCUGAAUAUUUACGAAAUCUGAAAACAUACAAACGAAAUAAAGCCUCUGAUAUUUAUAGUUUGGGGGUUCUUUUAUGGGAGCUAUCAAGCGGAAAACCUCCAUUUAACGCAUUAAUGGAUUUCGAUAUAUAUUUUAAGAUUCUAUCUGGUAAAAGAGAAACUUCCAUUAAAGGAACACCAGAUGAUUAUAUCAAAAUCUAUUCAAAUGCAUGGGAAGACAAUCCAGAGAAAAGACCAACUAUAGAAAAUAUUCGUGAUUCUCUUGAAAAUGUUCAAAAACAACUAAUGUCAACUAGCUUAGAAAAUUUAGAAAAUUUAGAAAUCGCAGGAAAUCCUGGAGAAUCAUCAACUCUUUUACUUAAUUCUUACGAUCAAGAAUGGCUCAAUAAUGAACUUAAAAAAUAUGGAUAUAAUGUUUUCGAAAAUCUUGAAGAAAUUGGUGAAAGCAUUUACAAUGCUACACUAAUGAAUGGUGAAAAAAAAGUGAAUUUAAAAUCUAUCGUUAUUGAUUCUAUGGAAUUAUUUGUUAAUGAGGGAAAUAGAGAAGAUCCAAUUCACGGAACACCGCAAAAUUAUGUUACGAUCUAUCAAGACUGUUGGAAUCAAGACCCAGAUCAACGUCCAAAUAUUGAGAAAGUUAUACAAGAUCUUGAACAUGUAGGAAUUAUUGCUGAAUCAGUAGAGUGA
This is a messenger RNA of Diversispora eburnea, 1272 nucleotides long. The record is from the annotation of a GenBank genome assembly. Lineage: Eukaryota; Fungi; Glomeromycota; Glomeromycetes; Diversisporales; Diversisporaceae.